AUGCACAGUCAUUCGAAAAUAAGAUUCAUUACACAAUGGCGAUAUCUCAUGUUUAUAUAUAUACCAUUGUGAUUUUGGUUUGUAAAUCAAACACUGAAAAUAUCUAUUACGGAGAUUUGUGUUUGGAAUCGGCUGCGAACUUUAUGAAUGUUGAUGGUACUUCAAGGUGUGAAUACAAAGAAAGGGAUGUAAGGACAUUUUUAAAAAACGCAAGUAUUACCUGUCCCAAAAGGUGCAAGUUCACGAUGUCGAAUUCCAAUUCUAACGGAAAACGUGGAUUGAAAUUUCAGCUUUUUUUCAAUACCAAAAACGAAACAGUAGACGCUUGUGGAGCAAAUAAAAAUGGAAAAUUCAGGAAUAUAUAUAUCAACUGCUCAUCAUGGAAUGAUGAUGACCAUGCAGUUUGGGGAUCUGGAAACUGUCAGGAUAGUAAAGGGCAGUGUGACCGUAUAUCAACUGUAUGUGUCUGUCAUUGUCAACCGGGAUAUACAAUGGUGGAAAAUAAUUGUAAAAAUGCAAACAUUAAACUGAAUGAACCGUGUGAAUCCGAUACACAAUGUACCGGCACCGACACUUCCAGAAACUGUACUGGUGGUAUUUGUGUUUGUCAAGUUGGACAUGUAUCAAUCAACAACACCUGUCAUCAAGGUAAUAUAGCAUUAGGUCAUAACUGUGUAUCAGAUGUACAAUGCACGGGCACUCCAUGGGCAACAAAUUGUAGUGCUGGUCAAUGCACAUGUCAAGUAGGUCAUGUACCUGUAAACAACACCUGUCAUCCAGGUAAUAUAGCACUAGGUCAUAGCUGUGUAUCAGAUGUACAAUGCACGGGCACUCCAUGGGCAACAAAUUGUAGUGCUGGUCAAUGCACAUGUCAAGUAGGUCAUGUACCAGUAAACAACACCUGUCAUCCAGUGACUGAACGCCAAGGACAUAGAGCAGACGGCAACAAAAAGUCCCCGUUUGCGGCAAUUAUUGGCGGACUUUUUGCGGGUGUAGUUAUAGUGACUGUGUCUGCAUUCCUCAUUUAUAGAAGAUUUUGUCGUAAUGACACUACAAGAAAGGAGCCGGUAAUACGUUUCAAAAACCAUCAGUAUGAUACAAAUGGAGUUGAUGACAACACAACGCCCCUGAGAGAAACUAAACAGGAAAAUGCCGCCAACAAAAGUCCUCAUGACCACUCAGAAGAAGCGGUAGAUUACAGUCAUAUCUACGAUGAAACAAGGGAUGUACUUACACAAGAUGAUGUUUACCAUCAUUUAAACGAAGAAGAACAGAAAAAGGACGAUAACAACUACGACCACGCAAGCGCUGCAGUUGGUCACGUGACAAAUUUGAGUGAAUAUAGCCUUAUAAGCGACUUUAAAAAUGAUAGAACUGUGUCACUGACAGAAGAACAAGAUGAAUAUUUCGUCAUAGAACAAAGCUUUAGCAAAGAUGGCUAACAACUCAAAAGAUUGUUUUACCUGUAGAUAGUAUUUACGUUACAAAAGUUGUGCUUACUUUGGUUUUAUAUAGAUGUUUCAUAAAUAAGAGUUCAGUGUUGCGAUUAAAAUGUAUAAUAAUGGUGUCAUGCCUUGACUCCUUAUUCAAAUAGAAAGCAUUAUGUUUGUUUAAUUUCAAAGUUUUUUAACCGAUUCCCAACCCCUAUCUUGAUUUGAGUUUUUAUAUUUGAUUAUUUUUUUUAAUUCAUUCAAUCUUAAUACUUCUUUUAGUU
This is a messenger RNA of Magallana angulata, 1714 nucleotides long. RefSeq lists its product as uncharacterized. The transcript is spliced from 11 exons. NCBI's taxonomy places the organism in Eukaryota, Metazoa, Mollusca, Bivalvia, Ostreida, Ostreidae. The record is from RefSeq and is a predicted model, not a curated record. Bases 36 to 1442 code for a protein of 468 amino acids.